AAAACAACUUACAAAAUAUAAUUCAGCAAAUAUAAUUCAAUUCAACACCAAUAACAACAAUAAGAUACAACCUGUUGUCUUUUAAAAAAAAUAUUUUAGUUAAAACAUUUCCUUCCUGCUUGUUCAGCUCAGGAGCAGUCACGAUGCUCAUCUGAAAGAGAAAAACAUGAAGUCAGACAAGCUCUAAAGCCUGUAAUGGAGGACAAGAAAGCAAACAUAAUCGCCACCAUAUCCAUCUUAGCCCUUAUCAUAGUAAUAAUCACCGCCAGAGUUACUCUAAAGCUCUCCAAAACGUUUUACCUCAUCGCCGGCGUCGACAUCUCCCUGAUCCUCGCCGUGAUCUGUUUCCUCGUAAUCCGCCGCCGCUACAACAGAGAGAGAAAGAUCCUAGUGUCAAAGUACGUCUCCGAAGGCAGAGAGCUCCGGAUCGAGUACAGCUUCCUCCGGAAAGUCGCCGGAGUCCCGACCAAGUUCAAGCUCGAGGAUCUCGAGGAAGCCACCGACGGGUUCCGGAUCCAGAUCGGGAAAGGCGGGUCGGGCUCCGUCUUCAAAGGAGUCCUCAAAGACGGAAGCCAAGUCGCCGUGAAGAGAAUCGAAGGAGAGGAGAAAGGAGAAAGAGAGUUUAGGUCAGAGGUGGCCGCCAUAGCUUCCGUGCAGCACAAGAAUCUAGUUCGUCUUUACGGUUACUCGUCGGUGAAUCGCCAGAGGUUCCUCGUCUACGCGUACAUACCAAACUCGUCUCUCGACGUGUGGAUCUUCCGGAACAGGAGAUCCAGAGGAUGCUUGACGUGGGACCAAAGGUACCAAGUCGCUGUCGAUGUAGCGAAAGCCCUAGCUUAUCUUCACCAUGACUGUAGGUCAAAGAUCUUGCAUCUUGACGUGAAGCCAGAGAACAUUCUCCUCGAUGAAAACUACAGAGCGGUGGUUACAGACUUUGGACUCUCCAAGCUGAUAGCUAGAGACGAGAGCCGAGUUGUGACGGAGAUUCGCGGCACGUGCGGAUACCUAGCUCCAGAGUGGCUUCUAGAACAUGGUAUCUCUGAAAAGUCUGACGUUUACAGCUACGGAAUCGUGUUGCUGGAAGUGAUCGGAGGGAGGAGAAGUAUAAUGAAGGUAGAGGUCGAGGAAACGAACAAAAAGACGAACGAGAAGAGCAAGAAGAAGAAGCUGGAGUACUUUCCGAGGAUAGUGAACCAGAAGAUGAGAGAAAGAAAGGUAAUGGAAAUUGUAGAUGAACGGGUGGAGGCAGGUGAUGAAGGGCAAGUGAUGAAGCUGGUGUGUGUGGCUCUUUGGUGUAUACAGGAGAAGGCAAAGAAUAGGCCUGAUAUGGCUAUGGUGAUUGAGAUGCUUGAAGGGAGAGUUCCGGUGAGUGAGCCGCCUGAUUCGCAGCUAGUUGUGGUCGAUCUUUUGGCAGCUGGUGAUGAUGAUGAUGCGACGAAUGGUGUACGACGUGUUGUGGAGGUACCGAGGUUGCAUAUUCAGAGGGAAAGGCAUUUUCGUUUGCCGUCUAUUUGUUCUAGUAUCAUAUCUCCCAUUUCUCCACGGUAGAGUUUUGGUUUUGUUCAUUUGGUAUGUAAUAAUCAGACAGUUUAUUAAUAGGACUGAACACAAGGUUAUGGUUCUAA
Brassica oleracea var. oleracea is the source of this 1625-nucleotide messenger RNA. Its product is annotated as probable receptor-like protein kinase At5g20050. The transcript has a single exon. Bases 196 to 1548 code for a protein of 450 amino acids. Gene Ontology annotation, biological process: protein phosphorylation. NCBI's taxonomy places the organism in Eukaryota, Viridiplantae, Streptophyta, Magnoliopsida, Brassicales, Brassicaceae. Gene Ontology annotation, molecular function: ATP binding; protein kinase activity. The record is from RefSeq and is a predicted model, not a curated record.